Molecule: messenger RNA, 1659 nt
Organism: Botrytis fragariae
Lineage: Eukaryota; Fungi; Ascomycota; Leotiomycetes; Helotiales; Sclerotiniaceae
Exons: 6
Coding region: 1-1659 (552 amino acids)
Biological process (GO): regulation of DNA-templated transcription
Cellular component (GO): nucleus
Molecular function (GO): transcription cis-regulatory region binding; DNA-binding transcription factor activity, RNA polymerase II-specific; zinc ion binding
Source: RefSeq, a predicted model, not a curated record
AUGUCAACAACCAAUCACAUAGGAAAGAGUCACCCCAGCUCCCGGGCAUGUAGGACCUGUGCAUUGGCAAAAGCAAAGUGUGUACCACGGCCGAGUGGAUUAAGUGCGAAAUGUGAAAGAUGUCAUCGUCUAAAGAAAGAUUGUGUGACACAAACUCCUUCUAUAAGGGCUCACAAGCCUCAAAAGACUACUCGAGUUGCACAAUUAGAGAAGAAACUUGAUGGAAUUGUGAAUCUCCUGCAACGGCAACAACAAGGCGUUCAUUCACAAGAUGCAACGCCGACAUUCUCUCCACUAGUCACCAAUGAAAAUAUCCUCCCCAGGUCACCACCCCUCUCGGAACCAGAACCGGCAAAUUCAAUUCCUUGCCUGGCGAUGGGGCUUGCUGGAGAUUUGGGACUGAAUAAACCACCAUCAGCCGAUAGAUUCAGGUAUCCAUUUGGUCACAGUAGAGCCACAGCGGGAGAUUUCUCGAGGAGAACAAUGGAGCAGAGAAGGGCUUUAGCUGGUUUAUUCUAUCUAACUUCUUUAGUUGCAACAGGCUUUCAGCGUAUAGAUGCCAUGAGAUAUUCGAUACAUCUUGAUGAAUGUGUUCGUUUUAUAGAGAAGAAGCCAGAACAUACUACGGAUCUUUUACUAGUCGGGUUAGUGAAGAUAUCACAUCUUGGAGAGAAGAUCGGGCAAGCGGUAGUACUUGUUCAGAGUGAUAGUGAAAUUCAAGUCCCUACUGCGUUGAAGUUGGGUUCAUUUCAGAUGGAGCUAGAUAUAUUGAAGAAGGGUGUCCCUAGUGCUCUGGAAGAUGAUGUAAUUUUACAGCUUCACCAUCAUAUUUCUACCAUCCGUCUUUAUGAAGUCGCGUUAACUAAUGGCUGGAUACCCACAAACGCAACACAAUCACCUCAAUCUAUCUCAGCCGCCCAACCAGUUCACCCAACGCCUUUACACCCAUCUCACCUUCAAUCUCUCUACACCUGUCUCCACCACACACGCUCUUUCCUCCACUUAGUUCUCUCCAUUCCUCCCUCCACCUAUCUACGCCAGCCUAUUGCUCCAUGGUCCCUUCUCGCCUAUGCCCUAAUGGUUCUUGCUCGCCUCUCCUUCUACCAAAACCCACUUCUCCCCUCCUGGACCCUCGAUUUUGUCCGCGAAGUCUGCGAUCUCUCCUGGGUAUUAAAAGAGCUAGCAGAGCGAAACGAUAGAGCGAAAUUUGUAGAUAUCAACAUCACUACCGAGGAUGGAGAAUGGGGAAAAGACGCAGAGGUGGGUAGUGAUGGAAGAAGGGUAGGAGAGGGCUGGACAGAUUGUUUUGACAAGUUUGCGAGGAAGAUUCGUUUGGUGAGGGGGUGGUAUGAUCAGAAGGUGGCCGUUUAUGGGAGCUCUUCGCAGUCACAGCCAUUGGGGGAUGGGUUUAGAGUUGAUAGGAAUGCGGUGGAGGGUAGUGGUGGCGGGAGCGAGGAUGUUACUGAAGGGGGCACGUUGACGCAGAUUGACGCUGGAUUAGAGGGUGUGGUAAAUGAGCAGGCGAAUUCGGAUGCAAUGCCAGUGUUGGGUGAUAUGGAUAUGAGCCCUUGGGAUGGAUUCGAUGAGCAUAAUUUUUGGAUGGAUUUGGGUGGAGAAUGGGAUGUAGAUGGAUUGGAGGCUAUGGGUGCGAUGCUAUAG